This is a messenger RNA of Symbiodinium natans, 807 nucleotides long. The record is from the annotation of a GenBank genome assembly. NCBI's taxonomy places the organism in Eukaryota, Dinophyceae, Suessiales, Symbiodiniaceae.
AUGAUUCUCAGGAUGCCCAGCACGGCGGUGGUCUUUAUGGUCGCGGUUUCUAGGAGGUUCGCCAUAGUGUUUAGGUCACGUAAGUCGACUGAAGGCUCGUCCAUGAUGUUCCCCGCAAGCUGUGGCAGCCCUUUGAUUGCUGUGCAACCCCUUGCCAAAGUGCAGGGUCCUUGCAGAGUCGGACACACUCGAGAGACCUCCCUGCAAGAGCCACGACCGUGGCUUUGGGCUCCGGUCACAUUGGCCCUUGCUGCAGGUGCCAGGCGGAGCAUUGCCCGUUACGCUGAGCCCGACAGGCUCAGCUCGGGUGUGGAGCUGCAGGGCACCAAGGCACUGAGCUCGCCAGCAACUAUUCCAAACUCAUCCCCAAAUUACAUAUUGCCCGCCACUUUGCCCCCUUCUCAACAAAGUGACCCGAAGGUGGUGGUGACGGGCGGCUCGCGCGGCAUCGGCCUGGCCACCGCGCGGCUGAUGCUGUCACUGGGCGCGGAUGUUGUGAUCUGCGCGCGGGGGACAGAGGAGCUUGCAGCCGCACAGCGGCAGAUGCCCCGAAGUGAGCACUGCCAGGCCAUCCCUGCCGAUCUCUCCACCCAAGCAGGUGUUGCGGCCUUGGUGGACCAACUGCCUUGGUCUGAGCUGGAUGUUUUGGUGAACAACUGUGGCAUCAACAUUCGCAAGAGGGCGGAGGAGUUCGGGGAUGAGGAGUUCGAGAAGAUCUUCAACAGCAACUUCAUGAGCUGCAUGCGGCUCUCUAUGGCAGCCCUGCCAUUGCUUCAGAAGGCACGAGGAGGGAUUGACCAUGAUUGA